Metopolophium dirhodum (rose-grain aphid) is the source of this 633-nucleotide messenger RNA. RefSeq names its product granzyme A-like. The transcript has 3 exons. Gene Ontology annotation, molecular function: serine-type endopeptidase activity. Lineage: Eukaryota; Metazoa; Arthropoda; Insecta; Hemiptera; Aphididae. The record is from RefSeq and is a predicted model, not a curated record. The coding region runs from base 1 to 633 and encodes 210 amino acids. Gene Ontology annotation, biological process: proteolysis.
AUGUUCGGGAACUUUGACGCGGCUGCAAAGCUCAUGCAACUCUGUCGUAGGCCCCUCGUCGUCGUCGUCGUCGUCCUCGUUGUUGCUGUCGCCGACGCCGAGAUAGAACUGCAGCAGGAGACCGUCCUGACAGGUGGUGGAAGGUCGUCCGGGUCGGAGAUCACCGCCGAAUAUCCAUAUUUAGUGGGACUGACCAUUGAAGGAAUAGUCGACAAGACGAAUCGGAAGACCACCAUCUGCACAGGAACCCUGGUGUCUCCGGUGUUGGUACUUUCGUCGGCGUAUUGCACGUUAAGUCUGACGACCACGAUCAAUGAUGGUUCAGAAGUCACUACGCUAUUCGCGUAUUGGAAGACACCCACAAACUCUGUCAAGUACCACCGGGCCACGAGUGUUUUCACCCAUCCAUCAUACGACAAAGCCAAACGCAUAUGCGACUUAUCGCUGAUAAAGCUCAAGAAGCCGUUCAAACACGUUGAACGUUUCGUCAGACUGUCGUCCAAAGCAUUGAACAGCGACGUCGAACUGAGUUGCGUGGUUGUAGGGAUUGGUGCGCCCCACGAACGUGGUUACAAGGUGCCAGUCCGUGUAAAGUACGGCCUCGCCGCUUGCCGGGUUCCCAAGUCCAAGUAA